Zingiber officinale is the source of this 408-nucleotide messenger RNA. RefSeq names its product mavicyanin-like. The coding region runs from base 1 to 408 and encodes 135 amino acids. Gene Ontology annotation, cellular component: plasma membrane. Gene Ontology annotation, molecular function: electron transfer activity. The record is from RefSeq and is a predicted model, not a curated record. NCBI's taxonomy places the organism in Eukaryota, Viridiplantae, Streptophyta, Magnoliopsida, Zingiberales, Zingiberaceae. The transcript is spliced from 3 exons.
AUGGAUAAAACGGGAAUAAAUGUGGAAAAUACUGAGGCAUUGUCGCACACUAUCGAAGCUGGAAUCGGCGAAUGGAUUCAAAGAUCAGAAGAUGAAGAGGAGAAGAUUAAUGGGAUGAGCCUUGUGUCAAGAUCAGCCUCCAGGACUACCCACUCUGUUGGCAUUUACAAGGGCGAUUCCAACGGGUGGAACCUCAAUGUCAAUGAUCAAUGGACUACCACCAAACCUUCCUUUCCAGCGAUUUCCUCCAGUAGCUCGCUGCACAACGUAGUGGAGGUGAACUCCAGCGGCUACAGCUCUUGCUCCAGCGGCAGCCCCAACACCAUGGAUAACUCCGGAAAUACGGCCGUCGCCCUCCCCAAGGUCGGCACGCAAUACUUCAUCUGCGGAAUCUCCAACGACUGCUAA